Prorocentrum cordatum is the source of this 345-nucleotide messenger RNA. Lineage: Eukaryota; Dinophyceae; Prorocentrales; Prorocentraceae. The record is from the annotation of a GenBank genome assembly.
AUGCUGCGCAAGCAGGCGGCCGCCGCCUCGUCCGGGCUGCCGUGGCCGCCCGCGGCCGGCGCGGGCGCGGGGGCGCGGGCCGCGGUGGGGGCGCUGCUGCGCGUGGAUCCGGCAGGGCGCCUGGGAGCCAGCCGAGGCGUGGACGAGAUCAGGGCGCACGACUUCUUCGCACGGGAGGACUGGCAGGCCGUCGCCUCGGCGGAGGCGCCAGGCCCUCCCUUCGACGAGUCGCUGGGCCACACGCUGGCGAGCGCCACGGCCUCGCCGCAGCGCCCCCGGCGGGUCUGCGCCGGCGGCUGCGGGGGCCCCGGCGCGGAGGCCCCCGACCCCUUCGAGGGGUUCUGA